Messenger RNA from Hydractinia symbiolongicarpus, 1426 nucleotides. Its product is annotated as lipoyl synthase, mitochondrial-like. Bases 162 to 1220 code for a protein of 352 amino acids. The transcript has 3 exons. The record is from RefSeq and is a predicted model, not a curated record. Gene Ontology annotation, molecular function: lipoate synthase activity; 4 iron, 4 sulfur cluster binding. Gene Ontology annotation, cellular component: mitochondrion. NCBI's taxonomy places the organism in Eukaryota, Metazoa, Cnidaria, Hydrozoa, Anthoathecata, Hydractiniidae. Gene Ontology annotation, biological process: lipoate biosynthetic process.
GGCCAGAGGAUGCAGGUAAAAAUGUGCUAAAAAUGACUAUGUGCUAAAGUUGACUGUUAGUGAAAGCUCCGUACCUUAUUCUACUUACUACAAAUACUAUGGUAUCAGAGGAAUUGCAAAAAAUUGGAUUAAAUCUUAUCUAAACAGGAGCAUAUAAAAAAAUGAAAUCAAUUCAAUUAACCAAAUUACGACCACUGAUAUUAUCAAAUAUCAGGUGUUAUUCUGCAGUACCCACCGACAAAAAAAACUAUAUACGUGAUGGACCAAGUCUUGGAGAUUUUAUAUCUGAGAGUGUGCAACAAGAAAAUCUUGUCCGAAGUGUGGGAGGAAAACGACUGCGUUUACCUCCUUGGUUAAAAACUGAAAUACCAAUUGGACAAGAUUAUAAAAAGUUAAAAGGUACUUUGAGAUCAUUGAAUUUAGCCACAGUGUGUGAGGAAGCUAAAUGUCCAAAUAUUGGUGAGUGUUGGGGUGGUAAAGAAGGAACAGCUACAGCCACCAUUAUGAUUUUAGGUGACACCUGUACAAGAGGUUGUAGAUUUUGUUCUGUAAAAACUUCACGUAGACCACCACCUCCAGAUCCUAUGGAACCACUCAACACGGCAAAGGCUAUUGCCAGCUGGAAUUUAAAUUAUAUUGUUUUGACGUCAGUAGAUCGUGAUGACAUGGCAGAUGGUGGCGCAGAUCACUUUGCACAAACAGUUGAGGAAAUUAAAAGACUGAACCCUACUUUACUUGUUGAAUGUUUAACUCCAGAUUUUGCAGGAGACAUGGAAUGUGUUUCUCGUGUUGCUAAAUCAGGACUAGAUGUAUACGCACAUAACAUUGAAACUGUAGAAAGUCUACAGUGGUUUGUUAGAGACCCUCGAGCUAAUUAUAAACAAAGUAUGGCUGUGCUAAAAUAUGUGAAAACAAAAUUUCCCACAAUUUUGACGAAAUCAAGUAUUAUGGUUGGAUUUGGUGAAAAACCAGAAGAAGUUGCACAGACUAUGAAGGACUUACGUGAAAUUGAUGUGGAUUGCCUUACAAUCGGUCAAUAUAUGCAGCCCACCAAAAGACAUGCAAAAGUGCAAGAAUAUGUCCACCCCAAGCAAUUUAAAGAAUGGGAGGAGUUGGGGAGAGAGUUGGGUUUUGGUUACACAGCCAGUGGACCAUUGGUUCGUUCGUCUUACAAAGCUGGGGAGUACUUUAUUGAGAACUUGCUCAAAUCAAGAAAAUGACAUGCCAAAAUUACUGAAAAAAGAUUGUAGAAGUUUGAUUUAUUACAAAAAGUUUUUGUGUAAUAAAAGUAUUUUUAAAGUAUGACCUUGUAACAUUGAGAGCUUUACUUAUUUAUGCUGUGUUUUCAGUUGUUAUGCAGAGUAGAUUUGUAUUCUGUCUGGUAAAAAACUUUAUUUUCGAAACAAGGUAACUCUUGUUUCUUUGA